This is a messenger RNA of Naegleria gruberi, 1320 nucleotides long. Its product is annotated as alpha-tubulin. Gene Ontology annotation, molecular function: structural constituent of cytoskeleton; GTP binding. The transcript has 2 exons. NCBI's taxonomy places the organism in Eukaryota, Heterolobosea, Eutetramitea, Acrasida, Naegleriidae. The record is from RefSeq and is a predicted model, not a curated record. Gene Ontology annotation, cellular component: microtubule; cytoplasm. Gene Ontology annotation, biological process: mitotic cell cycle; microtubule cytoskeleton organization. Bases 1 to 1320 code for a protein of 439 amino acids.
AUGCACGAACUCAUUUUCCUUCAUGUUGGUGGCGCUGGUUCUCAGAUUGGUUUGGAAUUGUGGGAAUUGUUGGCGAGAGAGCACAUGGUUGGACCUGAUGGAAAGAUGCAACUCUCUGAGGUGGAUAGUAUUGAAAAUAAUAAUAUUGGAUCGGUUUUUGAUGAAAAUUCGGAGGGUGUUUUCUCAUCGAGAAGUUUGUUUGUUGAUUCGGAUCCUGAGGUUUUGGAUUCAUUGGGAGUUUCCUCUUCACCCUAUUCAAAAAUACAUAAGAAGGAUAAUUUAAUAAGAGGAAAGGAAAGUGCUGCAUCGAUUUAUUCGAGGGGAAAAUAUUGGAUGUACAAAGAAAAGAGUGAUGAUAUCGAGAAUAGAUUGAGAAAAUUAUUGGAGAGAUGUGAUUCGCCACAGGGAGUCAUGAUGACACAUUCAUUGUCUGGAGGAACAGGAUCUGGAUGGGCUGAAUCAUUAUGUACAAAAUUGGCGAAUGAAACGAAAAUUUCAACAAGUACCUUUUCAGUCUUGCCAUGUUCUAAAUAUGCCAAUGAGGUAGUGGCCUCCUAUAAUGUAUUACUCUCAAUUUCUGCAAUUAGAGAAGCAGUGGAUGCAAGCUUUUUCUUUGAUAACACAUCACUGUAUAAUUUAAGCAAAAUGCAUGGCUUGGAAAAUCCACAAUAUAAGGAUAUUAACUUUCUCAUAGCUCAAGCAAUUUCCAGUCUUACAUCUAGUCAACGAUUUGGAAUACGUAGUGGAAAAUCAAUGAAAUCAAUUUAUGAACAUUUGGUACCAUUCAAAAGAGUCAACUUUAUUUCGAAUCACUUUUCGGAUUUCACAGAAAUUGGAAAAUAUAAUCCUUCUGAAUUAGUAUCUGCUUCGAAUAGAAUGAAUAAUAUUGACCUUGCAUCAGGUAAAACACUUGCCUUAAAUGUUUCUUGGAGAGGUUCAGGAUACUCUUUGAGAAAUAUUAUUGAUACGAGCUCAUAUUUCCGAUCUCCUGAUGCUUCUUCAAUAUUUAGCAAAUAUGUCCAAACUAGUAUCAGCUCUUCACUCUCUAAAACUCCAAUCAUUAAUAAUGAUCCUUUCAAAUUUUCCAAUACUGCUCAUGUUGCACAUAAUACGACUGCCAUCAUGAAUACCUUUAUUGAAAUACAAAAGGCAUACAUGCCAAGUUAUACCAAACGAGCUUUUUGCCACUGGUUUGUGGGAGAAGGAAUGGAAUCAGAAGAAUUUCCAAUGGUACUAUUUAACUUUGAUGAGAUGAAAUCUGAUUAUGAUGAGCUAGAUGAAAAUGCUCAAGCCAACACUGAUGAAGAAUCAGAGGAUUAA